GUGGAAAGAAGGGAUAUCAUUUUAAAGUUCAAUCGAAGAUCGGUCAUAUACCACCGAUCCGCAGAUCAGCACACAUCCAGAACGGAGAGCCUAUCAGUCACACAAAUGAUUCGCCCAGCACAGAAGAAGCUAUAAAUUCACAUUGUGAUGAGAAAGCCAACAAUAUUAAUUGCACAAAAGAGCCUGUUGACUGUCAAUCAUUUAUAAAAUGUAACUAUGCAAAACAAGACCAUACUAUGAAUCAUACUAAAGACACUGUGAACAAUGAAAUACCUAUCACAUCAAAGUCUACGGAGGAAAUUGGCCAUGAAAUUACAUUUACUAUAAAUAAUGACCAGGAUGAUGCUAGUGGAUGCACUGCAGGGAAUUACAGAAAUGAAGUGCAGCAUGUAAAACAGGCAGAGAAAACAAUGAAGGACAUCAUUGCCAAUAAAACUACAGCAGCACAUGAUCUCCAGGUAGAUAGCCCAAUCCUUCAUCUUGCUGAGGGUGUAAAGUUAAAUACGAGCGAUCCUUUGGGGAAAUCACUGUUCUGUACUCCAACUGCAAAGCUCGCAAUGUUAGACAUUGGUCCUAGGAAGGAUGAGAUGAUGGUGAAGGUCUUAAAGCCAGUCUGGAACAAGGGGAGAAGAACCAGCAUUAAGUGUGAACCAAGAGCUAAUACUCAAACCAACCAGUCCUUCAACAUAUUAGCACACAAAGACCGAAGCAUCCCAAGUAGGAAUAGGUCCAAAAACAAUCCAAAGUACUCUUCACUUUCCACACAAGUCAAAGAUAAAACCAGGAAAAGCUCUGAGCUAAUUAUUAGCAGAGAGGCCACAGUCACUUCAGCAAAAUCAAAGCUUAAAUCUGUUAAAGCUGCUCAUAGUAACUCUGAAACCCCAUCGCCACGAAAGAACGUUAUUGAUCAUCCACAGAGCAAAAAAGCAAAUCCGGACAAGAUGAAUAACAACAGAGCACAACAGCAUCCAACAGAAAAGGCGCUAAAGAGCACCCGGCAGUUUAAGAGACCCUGUGUAGCGAUGACGCCCAGGUCUAAAUCUGCUGUGGACUUCAUCACAUACAAAGACAUGUUUCAGCAGAUCCAGAGUAGGGAUGAAGGACCAGCUAUCUAUGAGAUGUUUGCUGGUCCAAUCUAUGAUAAUCUUCGAGUUUCCAGCUCCUGUGAGAAAACAAAGGACAGACAAGUACAGUCUGCUCCGUCUAGAAAGACACAACAGAACAGCCAUAUAGUCAAACACCGACCUGUGAAACAAGCGCAGAGUAAGCUGAGAAGAAGCCCAGGGGAGAGAAUGGUGGCUUCAGCUAAAAGCAAAGUAAAACCUGUGUCCUCCAGGGUGAAACCUCACCUCACACCUUUAUCAAAGAAAGGCCUACACAAAAGGGAGAAUGUUCCUAAACUUGAGGCUGAGUUAACUCUCAGUAAAGAUGGUGAGAUUUGUCAUAACAGUGCUGAAGACAAUCUGAUAACACAUGACAAUCAUGUGUUAUCUACCAUACAGGAGGCUCUUUCUAGGUAUGGGUCAGAAACAUUCAAAUCUGAUGACAAAACAUUGACCACGCCUACAACUUCCUAUCACGUGGACAAUAAUAGACGUAUGAACAUGAAAGAAACAAAAGUGAAUUCAGCAGACCAACCGGUUCCUGAGCCUGUGUUUCGUCAAAGCUCCCAACAGCCAAACACUGACAUUUGGACCUCUUCUAACAGCAGUCUCUACACCAUUAUAUCACCAGUUUAUCAGAAGUUUCUGGAUGAGGUGGGGGACGGACCGCUUACAGAUGACCUGCUGCAAUGUCUGGCUGAGGAGCUGAUCUCAUUAGAUGAGAAAGAUGGAUUCACAGAUCCAUGUCCUGAAAACCUGGAACUGAGCAAAGAGGAGUCUGAAAGAGAAGACGAUCCUGUAUUGGGGAGAAAUGCAUAUCCUGAGGUUACUUCUGUAGACAGCGCAGCUCUGCUUGGCUUUGGGUUGGUUGUAAAUGACACCAUCUCAUGGACAAAGGGUGAAAUACUUGGCAGGGGAGCCUAUGGGACGGUGUACUGUGGCCUGACUGGCCAGGGCCAGCUGAUAGCUGUGAAGCAGGUGAGCUUAGACGCCUCUGACCCGGAGUCUGCAAAGAGGGAGUACGGUCGUCUGCAGGGGGAAGUGGAGCUCCUUAAAACCCUUAGACACACCAACAUUGUGGGCUUCCUGGGGACCUCGCUCUAUCAGCAUGUGGUUUCCAUCUUCAUGGAGUACAUCCCCGGAGGAUCCAUUGCUAGCAUCCUCCACAGAUUUGGUCCUCUGCCCGAGCGUGUUCUAGCCCUGUACACCCAUCAGAUCCUGGAAGGAGUGGCCUACCUCCACCUGAAUAGGGUGAUUCAUCGUGACCUGAAAGGAAACAAUGUCAUGCUGAUGCCCACUGGUGUCAUCAAGCUCAUAGACUUUGGUUGUGCACGCCGCCUCAGCUGCCUAAACCACACUGCAAGCAACAGUGGAGAUCUGCUCAAGUCUGUCCACGGCACACCUUACUGGAUGGCACCAGAGGUUGUAAAUGAGACCGGAUAUGGCAGAAAAUCAGAUAUAUGGAGUGUGGGUUGCACAGUGUUUGAGAUGGCCACUGGGAAACCACCACUGGCAUACAUGGACAAGAUGGCUGCCUUGUUCUACAUUGGGGCUAAAAGAGGGUUGAUGCCCUCCCUACCGGACACAUUCUCAGAUAGUGCCAAGGACUUUGUAAAAGUCUGCUUGACAAGUGACCAGAGACUACGGCCAUCUGUGGGGCAGCUGCUGAAGCACACAUUCAUCCCCCAUCAUGAGACUGCAGUGAACUCCUGGGAAACACAGAAAAAGAUCUGUUGCAAUCACCCAGAUGGACUGUGCGGUUAACGGAAGUUACGCCAUGAGGGACUCAGCUCAAAGUGACAUUUAACGUCUUAAUCUAGACCGGUGACUGAAAAGUGACCCUUUGUGACUGACUUUCUGUAACCCUUACUCCCUAGUGAUGCAGUAGUGCCUGUUGAGGGAGCACGCAGCACUGAGCUCAUGUCCAAGACACUUCUGAACCCAACAUGAAGUAAAUCAAGUGUGUAAAAAGCUAAUAUGAGAAGCACUUUAAUAUAUUUCACUUUGUGCAUUAAUACAACCUACAAAAUAUGGAGAUAUAUGCCAGAUUUUAUACUAACUUUUGGUAUUUUUUGUAGCUAUUUGUGCCAAUCUUAUAUUUUAUCACUCCUGGUCUUUGUCCUGUGUAAUAUACGAGUUGAUAGAAUCUGCUGAUAAUGUAGAACACAUUUCUAUCAAUUAAAAGUAAUUGUUUAUGUCCAUAAUCUACAUAUUUCAGUGCUGAGAAUGUGAACUACUUCCUUUUGGUCUCUGACAUGUUGCAGAGGGAUCAGUGUCUUAAAUCAUAUGCGAAGAAGAAAUACAGCUGAUGAAUUAUUUUCAAAUUACUAGAAGUUACUACAGAGUAACAUCUCUUCAUAUUCAAAUUGGCACAUCAGUUUCUUUACUGUUAGUAUAUAUCAAGAAGGAUAGACGCAUAAUAAAAUGACAGCAACAAUCAGAGUUUAUACUGUCAGGGUAGUGACAACUUUGAGGUUUAUUUUUAAUAAGAGGAAAACAAAAAAGGAUGUAAAGAGUGGCUUAUGCUUUCGUCCACACAACUGCUGUUAUUCCGACAGCCCAACUGUGAAAUCAGGGUACAAACAAACCAGCCUCGUUAAGCAUUUUGCACACUAAAAAUAAAUGAGUAACCCAAUUAAAGAACAGAGUGGACUGGGUCAUGUCAAGAUUUUAGAACAUUACAGUUUUAAUGUCGAUGCAAAAAUGUGUUAAGUCAACGUAACUUCAACCAACUGGACGAGGAAGUGAGUGAAAACAAAAAAAUCUAUGGGGGAUGUCAACACUGUGGAUACCUCCAAUAUAUAUCCAGCAGGUCGUCUUGCAUAUGGCCUAUUAGUCACUGUUCUGAGAAGUCUUUCUGCGACUAGAACUGAGGGAACAAGUGUUUCAUUAUUCUGAAUAGUACCCUGUUAAUGGUUGAUUGAAUAAUUACAUGUAUCCCCUUUACCACCUGAUGUCUAAAAGGGCUAGUGUCAUGUUGUGAAUCUACGUCCAAUGCACUUCAAAGUAAAAAGGGUUAUGUAAACUUUAAUAUCACACUACUAUAACUGUCUUUGUCAGGUUUUUUGUCUUCUUUUCUUGAGGCACAACCUUUGGCAUUCUGCUUAAAGGUCUACUAAGAGGUCCAAAAAAAACAAAAACAAUUUUUGGUGGAAAUCAUAUCGUUUUGAUAAAGUGUAGAGUAGGUUUUGGAUGUGCCCGUGUUGCUGAGGGCAUCGACUGACGUUUCCUGUGAUGGAAAAGUUCAGCGCAGCACCCUCUGUAGGAAGGCUGUAAGAAGCACACACCAACUGGAAUGCUGCAAUCAUUCACCCAUGAUGAUGCCCAACAAGUUGAUCAACAAAAUAAGUACUUUAUAGGUUUUAUAGUUAUUUUGUCAUACUUACAAGCAGCUCCAAACCUGAGUAGUCAUGGUAUAGCUUUUUUUUUUCUUUAAACAUACAAAAACGUAUGUACAUUUAUCUUCACUUUCUGUAAACAGCAAGUGUGUUCUCCUUUUAAAUCCCUUUGAUGAUUGAAACAUGCAAAUCUUACGCACAGUAUUUUAAGUAUAAAAAGAAAUCAAGACAAGAAAGUAAUUGAGGAGAUGAAAAUUUACACCUUAAAAAAAAAAAAAAAAAUGCAUCCAUCAACAGUGCUUAAAUGGAAUGCCAGCAAACAUAACUUUUACUCAUCUCCAUCUGGCCACUGGCUUCCUCCAUACAAUCGCAGAAAUGUGAUUCGAUUUUUGGAAAAAAAAAAAAAAAGAAAAAAAUAGAGGAAGAAACUGAAGAAA
This is a messenger RNA of Scomber scombrus (Atlantic mackerel), 4878 nucleotides long. RefSeq names its product mitogen-activated protein kinase kinase kinase 19 (gene map3k19). The transcript has 6 exons. The record is from RefSeq and is a predicted model, not a curated record. NCBI's taxonomy places the organism in Eukaryota, Metazoa, Chordata, Actinopteri, Scombriformes, Scombridae. Gene Ontology annotation, biological process: protein phosphorylation. The coding region runs from base 237 to 2867 and encodes 876 amino acids. Gene Ontology annotation, molecular function: protein kinase activity; ATP binding.